AUGUGGGACCCGUUCCGUGAUAUGGACCGUUUGCUGAACCGCCUGCAGUCGGCCACAGGCUCGGGGUUCUUUGCAACAACUGCGCGUGGCUCGUGGGCCCCAGCAAUCGACAUCAUCGAGAAUCCAGACAGCUACAAGAUCCUCGCCGACGUUCCGGGGAUGAGCCGCGAGGAUAUCUCCGUCGAUAUUGAGGGCAACCGCCUCUGCAUUGGUGGCAACCGCAAGUCGCUGCUAAAGGAGGAAGAGCAGCACCUCGCCGUCAUGUCGGAGCGUGGAUCGGGGCGGUUCGAGCGCUGUGUGCAACUGCCGUCGCGCCCCAAGGAGGACAGCGUGAAGGCCCGCCUGCGGGAUUCUGUGCUGAUAGUGGAAGUGAACAAGAGCAAGACGCAGGAGGACCGCGCGAAGAAUUCAGUGACGAUUAACUAG
Molecule: messenger RNA, 426 nt
Organism: Trypanosoma grayi
Lineage: Eukaryota; Euglenozoa; Kinetoplastea; Trypanosomatida; Trypanosomatidae
Product: heat shock protein 20
Exons: 1
Coding region: 1-426 (141 amino acids)
Biological process (GO): response to heat; response to salt stress; response to hydrogen peroxide
Source: RefSeq, a predicted model, not a curated record